AUGCUUGAGACUGGUGCCGAGUACAUCAUGGAGUUGACCGACAAGACACGGGCCGACGUGAAGGGAGGAACGUUGAUCAAGUAUGAUGGCAAGGUCAGGUUGUUAGAGAUUGCACAGGUGCCCAAGGAGCAUGUCCCGGAGUUCAAGUCCAUCAAAAAGUUCACCAACUUCAACACCAACAACCUCUGGAUCAACUUGCGUGCCGUCAAGCGGUUGGUUGAGUCCGAUGCUCUUGACAUGGAGAUCAUUCCAAACGAGAAGUCCAUUUCCGUCGGCAGCUCCGAGCUGGGCGUUAUCCAGCUCGAAACUGCCUGCGGUGCUGCAAUCCGCCACUUCAAAGGUGCCCACGGUGUCGUUGUGCCAAGAUCUAGGUUCCUUCCAGUCAAAACCUGCUCCGAUUUGCUGCUUGUCAAGUCUGAUCUCUACAACUUGAAGCACGGAACCUUAGUCAUGGAUCCCUCGCGUUACGGAGGUGCGCCUUUGGUCAAAUUGGGCUCCAAGUUCAAGAAGGUCAAAAACUUCCAGGAGCGGAUUCCACACAUGCCUAAAGUUAUCGAGUUGGACCAUCUCACCGUUACUGGUGACGUCUACUUUGGAAGGGAUAUCCAGUUGAAGGGAACUGUCAUCAUUGUGUGCUCUGACGGCCACAAGAUCGACAUUCCGAACGGCUCUGUUUUGGAGAACGUUGUCGUUACUGGAAACUUGCAGAUAUACGAGCACUGA
Brettanomyces bruxellensis is the source of this 723-nucleotide messenger RNA. RefSeq names its product UTP-glucose-1-phosphate uridylyltransferase. Gene Ontology annotation, biological process: UDP-alpha-D-glucose metabolic process; glycogen metabolic process. Gene Ontology annotation, molecular function: UTP:glucose-1-phosphate uridylyltransferase activity. The transcript has a single exon. The record is from RefSeq and is a predicted model, not a curated record. NCBI's taxonomy places the organism in Eukaryota, Fungi, Ascomycota, Pichiomycetes, Pichiales, Pichiaceae. The coding region runs from base 1 to 723 and encodes 240 amino acids. Gene Ontology annotation, cellular component: cytoplasm.